Messenger RNA from Trichomonas vaginalis G3, 608 nucleotides. RefSeq names its product organellar and viral DNA polymerase type B. The transcript has a single exon. The record is from RefSeq and is a predicted model, not a curated record. NCBI's taxonomy places the organism in Eukaryota, Parabasalia, Trichomonadida, Trichomonadidae. The annotation marks the transcript as partial.
AUGAUUUCAACAAUCGGCACAACAACAAUUCAAACAACAGCACCAAACUCGUUAGUCAUGAAUCCAACAUCUAUGUUAGUAGAAAUGAAAAGCUUCAUUCCUUCUUCAUAUACUUUUGAAACAGAAAUCCAGAAGAUAAAGCAAGAACUUUUAACAAGUAAUUUAGACUGUAGUGUGAAAGAUGAAACAAAUGAACAGUAUCUUUAUGAAAUGCAGGACCUCAUCGACCAUUUACCCAAACUACCUGAAAUCCAACAACAAAAACUCACUAUUCCUGAAUUCGAUGAAAUUGAAGUCAAAGCAACUGACUCAGUAGAAAUAAAGAAGUUCAUACGAAAGGUAAACUAUGAGUUUCUAGGAUUUCAUUGCAACCAUAAGGUUAUGGACAAAGAUUGCGACAUGGUAUAUAAGAAUGUUUCUGACAUAUAUAAAUCUGAAGAAUUUAAGACCUACGACAACUUUGUUUCGUUAGUUGCUGAAUGUGUAUGGCAGAUAAGAGAUAAAGAUAGAAGAGGUAAGGUAUGGAACAAACAAAUAAGACCCGCUAUGUUUGAGAUGAAGAGAGCAAUUGACGCUUUAGUUGUUUUAGCCGGUUUUAUUUCAAUGUA